Athalia rosae (coleseed sawfly) is the source of this 1462-nucleotide messenger RNA. RefSeq lists its product as uncharacterized. Bases 1 to 1257 code for a protein of 418 amino acids. The transcript has a single exon. The record is from RefSeq and is a predicted model, not a curated record. NCBI's taxonomy places the organism in Eukaryota, Metazoa, Arthropoda, Insecta, Hymenoptera, Athaliidae.
AUGAAAGACUGGGCGUUCCAAGAUCGCAAUUUGAACGGUUGUCCAGUUUUCGUGAGUAUUUCGAGUUUCGUGCCGAAAAUGAUGAUAGAAACUAGCAAAAACGGUUCGCUAAAAAUAGCCGGUGGGAUAGAGGGUGAGCUCGUGCUGGCUAUCGCCGAUAAACUGAACUUCACUUUGGCGUUGAGAUCUCCGUCGGCGUCGGAGAGGCUAAAAUAUUCCCGAAAAGCGUCGAUACUGAACGACGUUCUUUCAGGGACAGCGGAAAUCGGAAUCGGUCGAUUGCGUCCCACUAACGAUAUGGAAGGAAAAGUCGUACGCUCCGUGAUGUACGACACCGAAUGCAUAACCUGGGGUGUCCCGAGGAUCGUUAGGUGGUCGAACAACGUCGUAUGGGUGGAAUUUACCCCGAAAGUUUGGGCGAUCGUCGGAAUGAUAUUCGCGAUCGGUUGCGCGACCGGCUACGCGUCCCACAGAAUCGACUCGUCGGCCGGAGUAAAAAGGGGAACGGGAAUCGCCGCCACUGUUUUCGACGUCGUUUCGAUCCACCUAGGAAAUACGGUCGCCAAGGUCCCGAUCUCCUUGGGCGGAAGAUUCAUGCUGAUGGCUUAUCUCUACUACGCAACGGUCCUGACCACCGCGUACAAAACUUCGCUCGCCUCGAUUCUGACUACGGAAAAAGGAACGCCGAUGGUCGUCGACAUGCACGACAUAUUGAAGUUGAAUUUAAGCAUCGGGGGUUCCCGCUACGAUUUUGACAUACUCAGGGAUCAAGAAAACGGCAGCGAAGUGAUCUCGAGACUCGUCGAACGUUUCGUCGUUAAUAACAACGACUCGGCAACCCUGAGGAGACUGAAGAUGGAGAACAAUUUCGCGUUUCUUGCGAGAGGUUCAUCGCUCGACGACGAGAGAGGGAAGAGCGUAAGGAGCAACGGGUCGGUAACGUUUGACGUUUUCAAUACUUGCGUUUUGUCGUAUCACACGGUAAUGGUAAUCAGAAAGGAGUCAUUUUUGAGGGAACCGAUAAAUCGCGUUAUUCGAAGACUGUCGGAAGCUGGAAUACUGAAGCAUUGGGAUAUCGACAAGUUCGACGUUGAUCAAAUAAUAAAACGAAGGAGUGCAGAGAAAUUUUUUGAGGAACGCGCCGGAGAGAAAUUUCAAAAUAUAUUCUUACUCUAUUCAAUUUUUAUCGGAUUUUGCGCCCUCAUUUUUUUGAUAGAAAUAUCCAUCCCGAUAAUAAUCGAUCCGCGAAAAAAAUAAUGCAACGUCUAAUUAAAAUGGAUAUAUAACGAUCAACUCUGUCGUCGGACACCCGUUUGGAAGACUAUUAUUUCGGACUCGACAAGUAUCAAUUAAUCAUCUCGGAUUUAUUAUUCCCAUCGAUAAAUUAUUUACGGAAACACUGUUUCCUGUAUUUUUCGCUCUACGUCACAGCCAUUUCAGUACAUAUAUAUAUAUAUGUAUU